Molecule: messenger RNA, 792 nt
Organism: Symbiodinium natans
Lineage: Eukaryota; Dinophyceae; Suessiales; Symbiodiniaceae
Source: the annotation of a GenBank genome assembly
AUGCACCUCUGGUUUCGGUGCCAGGCAAGAAUUCUUGCCAUCGCUGGGCUUUGCUUGUUGUGCUCGGGUCAAGCGCUGCCAGCAGUGCCAGCAGGUUGGAUGCUCACAAGGCCGCAAAAACAGGAUUUAACGAAAUGGCCUGAGUGCAACAGGCAGCCGAACUUUGAAAGAUGGCUGCGCAGUUUUCACACUGUCCAGAAGCCUUGGCAUUUGGCCUUGGAUGGUGUGGCAUCCGAGGAAGACAGCUGCAUUUGGAUCCAUGACGUGGUGGAGAUGCUUUUAAGGAAACCACGGGAUCCGAAGGUCAUUUCCGUUUUAGAAGUGUGCCACAAACCUAUGCACCAUCAAGGGAGUUCAGGCCUGGAAGAUGCGACAGGGUCCUACUGCGACGACCCCGAUUUCGAUGUGAUGGAUGAAGGCCGUUGGGAGAGAGCAUGCCCCCUGGUGCCAGGCAUUGUUGCAGAAGGCGCCCUCAAUCCUUGCGCAUCUCGGUUUCGAAUGAUCGAUGGCCGGCAUCGCAUUUGCAAGCUCAAGAUGGAGACCAACAUGGCCAUCUCGCAUGCGCCCUUCUUCGUCCUGAAUGAAACUGAAGUGCUGUCGCUGGUGGUGCCGAACUGUUCUGAAGAUUCCGCUGGCCCCCCCACUAAGCUGAGGUGGGAAGAUUUUGAAGAUGCUUGGCAUCACAUUCUCAACGACAGGCAGGCGGGCGAGACGAGGGUCGACAGCGUUGUGCUGGAGUUCGUCCGAGCCAGUUUGCCCACAGUCCUGCGAAGAGCCCCUGAGGAGCUUUAA